ACAGAGCGAAGUUAUUACCUUACUCUUAAUUUGUUUCAGUAGACAAUGGCCACACCGGACAUAGAUUCUCAGCGACCAUACAACAAUGGCCACCGUGCUUUUCUUCAAGCUUUUAUGUCGCGGGGUACUAUGACCUUUGCGGAAGCGAAACCCAUCUUGGCGCACAUAUUCUCCAUUCAAGAAGCGAGGAGGGUUCUCGAAAACGACAUAACCAUAGACGAUUUUUCAAACAUGAUCAACACCAUAAAUUCGACCAUUCACCCAUUCGAUAUGGAGAUCGGGUUCUCCUAUCCGCAAAAAGCCCAGUCCCGCACGUACAACGACGCCGUUUACGCUCUUGUCAAUCUCACUUCGGAUCCGCAGACACAGCUUGCGACGACGCACUCCCCAGACGAGAUCGCCUACGUUCGCCGCGUGCUGGACGGCAUGUUCGAGACGAACAACACGAAGAACCGAGAGGUUAUGGCCAUACGCGGCAUAGAUGCUAUUAAUUUGUCGAAGCCACGCCCAGGACAGGACUUGUCCGCAAGCACGAAUGGGAACGCAGAGAGCCAAAAUGCUUCGAACAAGGGCUUGACAAAGGAUCAGGCUGAGAAGACGUUGGCCAGCCUUGUGGAAGAGGGGUGGUUCGAAAAGAGCAGGUCUGGAUUUUAUUCACUCAGCCCGAGGGGCCUGAUAGAGUUGAAGGGCUGGUUGGUAGAGACGUACAACGAGGAGGACGAAGGAGAAGAUGAAGAGGAGGGUCCGACGUGGCAACGGAUCAAGACGUGUUACGCAUGCAGGGAAAUCGUCACCGUGGGCGAGCGCUGCGCGGAACGAGAGUGUCUGUGCCGCUUUCAUGAUUUCUGCGCGCGCAGCUUCUUCAACAAUCAGAGGGAGAAACGGUGCCCUACGUGCAAGACGGAAUGGACGGGCAACCACUACGUAGGCGAGAAGGCGGCUGUGGGCGCAAGACCGAGCAAUUCAACGAGUCGCCCGACCACGUCAAGACAGCCGGGUCCUUCUGAGCAGGAGAGCGAGACAGAAUGAGCACGUUUGUGAUGAUUUAAUGAUAAAAAAAAACAAAAGCGCGAUGAGUCUCGUCAAGUGCGGGAACAUGCAUGUACAUGUACGCUGAAGGAUUUGGGGACUAGCUUGCACCCGUGGUGU
Molecule: messenger RNA, 1149 nt
Organism: Verruconis gallopava
Lineage: Eukaryota; Fungi; Ascomycota; Dothideomycetes; Venturiales; Sympoventuriaceae
Exons: 2
Coding region: 46-1029 (327 amino acids)
Biological process (GO): double-strand break repair via homologous recombination; DNA damage tolerance
Cellular component (GO): nucleus; Smc5-Smc6 complex
Molecular function (GO): ubiquitin-protein transferase activity
Source: RefSeq, a predicted model, not a curated record